This is a messenger RNA of Mizuhopecten yessoensis (Yesso scallop), 6690 nucleotides long. Its product is annotated as transforming acidic coiled-coil-containing protein 2-like. The record is from RefSeq and is a predicted model, not a curated record. The transcript has 18 exons. Lineage: Eukaryota; Metazoa; Mollusca; Bivalvia; Pectinida; Pectinidae. The coding region runs from base 137 to 2266 and encodes 709 amino acids. Gene Ontology annotation, biological process: cerebral cortex development; cell population proliferation; mitotic spindle organization. Gene Ontology annotation, cellular component: cytoplasm.
AGUACGUGUUGUUAUUGUGCAGAGGAUGGGACCGAGAGAGGGAAAAUGUAAUUUGAGUAUGUAACUGGGAUUUAAAUACACGUUUGGCUCAGGUAAUUUGGAAGCUUGAUAUUUGUACAGUGUAUAUAAUCAAACAAUGGAAGAAGACAGACACUCCCCAAUUCCUGUACCGAAGGGUUCUUAUAACUUAAACUUUGAUGAGAUUGAUGAAGACUCCAAUCCAUUUCAGACAAAGACAGUUCUUGGACAGUCCCCUCCAGUAGGUGGAAAUAUAAAUCCGUUCCAAACUAUAUCGAAAAUGGGCCAUUCGCCCCAAACAAAUUCGAACAAUAACAUUUAUGAUAUAGAUAUAGAUAUUGGGGAGGAUCCGUUUAAAAGUAAAAACCAACUAUCAUCAUCUCCUCCUCAAACAGAACAAGUGCUCCCCACAAAUUCUUCCCCAAUGUUGCAUGAAUCCUCCCCUGUAGAGUCAGGACAAGAAACAGUAAAACAGGGCAACAAGAUACCUCGCUCACCUGAAGAACCUCAGCAGACAGCUACAUUUACAGAACAACAAGGCCUUUCAACAGCUGAUGAAGCAGACAGCAAUCCCACAGACAGCAAGCCCACAGACAUCAAGGAAGAAUCGGAUACCGCAGGCAGUGCACCUAAAGAAGACAAGGUGAAAAUGAAACCUCCAAGUAAAAAACCUGGCGGGAAAAAAGGAAUAAAAAAACCUAAGAUCCGAUCCAAGUUUAAACCUCCAGAAAACUUUGGAAUACAGGGAGGUGAUGAUGAUAUUCAAAUUUUCGCUCCGAAGAAGGAAAGUAAUCCAUCACCACCAAGAGAAGAAGACCCACCUAGAACGGAGGAGCCGGUCAAGGAGGAGGUGCCACUCAAUGAGGAGGCGGACCCAAAACAGCAAACAACCAAUGAGGAGGCUGGAACUGGGUCAGGUGAAAUUGACUCCUCCAAUCAGAUGACCCGGAGUUUGGAGAUGAUGCAUGACUUUGGAGCAGCUGAGAUGCCAGAUUCUGAUGAGAACGAAGGAUUUGUGCCUGCAAAUGAAGUUUUCUCUGACACAGCUGACUGGGAAAUGUUGGAAAAAUUAAGUGGUAAAGGCCAGGGAGAUCUAGUGCGGGAUUCCUUGUACACCAAGUUUGAUCCACUUGUACAAGAGAAUAGUACUGCUAAUCAAGUGCCAGACUCCAGUCGGAUCAGGAAUGACAACACAGAAACUCAGGCUGACCAAAGUGUGGAUUUGCUGUCGAUGACGACCCCCCCUCCCCCUAGUAAGACGUCCCGCGUCCCCAAACAUCCUGCAGCCCGUGUGCUCCAAGAACAGGUCGAGGAGAAUGGCAAUGCACAGCAGGAUGCAAGUGCUCGCAGUGUCGACAAGAUGCUUUUCAGCCCCACAAACAGUGUAAAGCUGCAGUCGCCACCCGAUGAAAUUGAUGGUACCAGAUAUUACGAUGCUUAUGACUUUCCACCUACUGCCAGGGGUCGUAACUCUAGAGGCUCAAAGAGUGAUGGGGAAGGUGAUCGAAGCGGUUACAAGAUGGAGAAUACCGAGUCUGUGGUACAACUCGUACAAGAAAACAGUCUACAGGUGCUGAAGUACUCACAGUCCGAGUGGAAUAAGCUGAAGCAAGACCUUGACUUAGAAUUUCAAGCCAAGCUUCUCAACAAGGAGAGGGAAUGGAGUCGAAAACUUGCCGAUCGAGAGAAAAAUUUAUCUCGCCUCGAAGAUCAAUGCAAGAGCUUAAAACAGGCCAAUCACGACAUGAGGUGUGUUGUGACCGAGUUUGAAAAAACGAUCGCCCAAUUACAGGCGGAAAAGGAAAAAUCAUGUACAGAAUCUCAGCAGUCUAUGGAAGAUAUAGUUAAGGAGAGGGACCAGGCCUUGGAGGAUCUGCAGUCAGUAGAGAUGGCCUUCUCCGAUCUCCAUCGACGUUAUGAAAAAACCAAAGGGGUUGUUGAAGGCUUCAAAAAGAAUGAAGAAGUUUUGAAGAAAUGUGUUCAGGAUUACCAGUCCAAGCUGAAGAAGUCCGAAGAUAAACUACAAGAUGUUUUACAGCAGGCAGAACAUAAAUUAGACCGAGCAAAUCAAGAAAUUGAGAAAGUACGGAAGACAACAAUAGCUGAUGUGGCUCGGCUUGAGGCAGCCAUGCGAAAGUCGGAUCUACGUGUACAAGGGCUGGAGAAGACACUAGAACAAAAGAUUCAGGAAAACCAGGAGUUGACAGAAAUUUGUGAUGAACUCAUAGCAAAGGUUGGAACAGACUAGUUCAAAUGUUAAUCGUUAAGAGUGGACUUGCUGUGGACAGCUUCUUGACAGUGGUUGGAUGACGAAAGUUGUUGUGGUGAAAACAGAAAUGAAUGCAAGUUUUAGUGUACAUGUAGCUUAAUUGAGGUCUAUACGCAAAGUUAUUCAUAUUUUCCAUACUUUCAACUAUUCGGACAGUGGAGAUAAGAAUUAUUUUUACAAUUUAUUUGGAAAAUGCUUUGGUAAUGUCUGAUUGCAAGCAUGUUAUUGUUUUGAGAGGAUGAUAUUGGGGUACGAGUUGUCUGUUACAUUAAUACUUUGGUACUGGGAAUCCUUGACGUAUGUGUGAAUUCUGUGAUUCCUGAUUCAGUACCAUAUUUGUAAGGAUUUUAAUUUGCAGUGGAUGCAUGUGCACCAGUAAUGGUAACACUGUUGAAAAUACCUCUGAAUCAAUAAUCUUUUAUUGGAAUUUUAUUUUCACAAAUGAAGAUAAAAAUCUAACCAGUUAGAAAUGUUUUCCAGGAUGUUGCGGUUCCAUCUAUGACUUCUUUGGAAAGCACAUAAUGUGUAACAACGGUUCACAGAAAAUGUUCUUUGUAUCCAUGACAACAUGUACCAUGCAUGGUCAAAGAUAAGCUUGCCUCUGAAUAGCAUGGUAAUCAUGGCUUUUGAGAAACUUGUCUGUAAUCCCAGUUGAAGAUUUAUCAAGUUUUAUGACAGGUUUGUUGUUAGCCUUUUAUUAUGUUUUAUGACAGGCUUGUCGUUAGCCUGCUAUCAUGUUUUGUGACAGGCUUGUCGUUAGCCUGUUAUCAUGUUUUUGUGACAGGUUUGUCGUUAGCCUGUUAUCAUGUUUUAUAAAAAGCUUGACUAUAACCCCAGCAGUAUCAUGGUUUGUCAAAAGCUUGUCUCUAGCCAUAGUUAUGGUGUUGAGAAGCUUUUCUGUAACCAGGGGCUUGGUCGUUUAUGCGGAACAACCAGGUUUUCCGUUUUUAAAUGUAACAAUUUUGGGUACGAAUCCUGGUGGACCUGCAAAUGUUUAUGCAGGCCUUGCAAGGCUUUCUCAAAGCUCGCCUGAAAGCAGUUCCAGAUCACUAGGUCCAACCUUAUUUAAUAAAUGAACAACUGUGGUCCGACUGGUUCAACCGUUUAAACGAAAACGGCCCAGUUAUUUCUCAGCUUGUUUCUGUGUAGCCAUAGUUAACAUUAGUGUAUGAAGCAUCAACUGAACAGUUUUAUGUUAACAAGUUUCUGUGAUCUGUUUUCUGUUGGAAAUAUUUAAUUGUCUGUAUGAAAUAAACAUGUACUUGAUAUUUUAUCCUGUAAUUUAAAAAGGUCAUACAGUGAGCCUGGAUUACCUGCAUGUGUGUACGUGUAGUUGGGUACUUGAUGUUUAAAGUCUUUCAUAGUUUUAGUUAUGAUCUGUAUUUGUCAUUCAGUUAUCUCCCUUGAUCGUCCCUACCAGUUUUGUCUCUUUAUUAAGUAGAUGACAUACUUGCCAACCCUCCCUAUUUAGGAAGGGGACUCCCUAUUUGGACCCUUAGAGUUCAACCAAUGAAUUUGCUAAACUAUUCCUAUAUUCUAAAAUCUGAUUAUGUCAUCUGAAGGUAUGUCAAUUAAAGAGUGAUUUUGGCUCCAGGGGGUAUAUACAUAUCUGAUGUACACACGUGGCUAUGUUAGGAAAGCAGUUAAAGAAAAAUAUCUACCUGUUGUUGAAUUGAGACAUUCAUUGCAGUCCAAGACAACACAUUUUUUAAAGUUCCGAGCUUGGUAGAGCAUCAGGUUCUGGAUACAUAAUGGGACCUGAUGUUUUGAGACAGAGCACUUAACCAAAGGGGCCGAUUUUUGGAGAUCAGAGCUUCAUAUAGCCUGAAUAUAUAUCAUAUAUUUAUACCCUUUAUAUAGAUGUGUAGCGGUGAUCAAUUAUAUAAUGCUAUUGUAAAUGUAAUUGGCCAUGCACAAAUUAUUAAUUCUUCCUUUCAUAAAGAAUGUGAGGUUUUCAUAUAUUUUGUCGGUGUGACUGCCGGUCAAAAAAUGCGAAAAGAUUUGGUUAAGUUUUGACAGUUACACAAAAAAUAUCUUAAUUUUACAAGCUGCUCUUCUUUUAAAUACAGAGAAUCCUAAUCAAUAGCAUAGUAUGCAGCUAUAAUGAAUGGUAUUUACUGAUGAAAACUUUUCUAUAUCAGAUUUAUGUUUUCUUUAACUUCAAUGUUGGAGAAUAUCAAUUUAUAUGCUGUUAAUUGUAUUUAUAGUCAAAAAGCAAUUUGAAAGAAGAUACAAGUGUAUCAGACUGAGCAUUAUUUUAUGCUCAGUAUUACCAGACUUUUACAUGUUUACGAGGGUCACAUCUGGAAAUUAACGCUUCCUAUCUAUAUUCGGUGAAUUUUAGAAAUAUGCCCAGUGCUUGUGUAACUUUGUAUUUAAGAAGCAGGCCCAAGGGCUUAUUACAGGGAGAAUACUAUAGGCAUGUCACACUCUUGGUUAACACACUCAUUGCCUUAGCUUAACAUGCAUGACAAAUUACAGCAGUUGUGUUUAUUAUUAUUGAUAACAAAAUCAAGGUGAUAGCUAGAAUAUUUCUGUCUGACCAUAACGGAGCCUCUUUAAUGUGGAUAGUUUAAUUUCUGGAGAGAAAAACUGAAACAAUGGGUAUUUUGGUCAGUGACACAAGAAUAUGACUGAAUUUUAUCUCAUUCCUAAAAUAGUUCCAUGUCAGGCAACAAGUAAAAUGUGAUCUGUUUAUGGCAAUAAGGACUAUGUUAAUUAACUAUUUAUAAUAAUUAAAUCUUAUUUUUAAUAAUUGAUGAUCCAUCAGAAAGGUAAACAAUUCAAUAUACAGUAAACCUUCGGUCAGUUCGAACAAAAUUAAAUAAAUAUUGAUAAACCUGUUCAAAUUAUAUGAAAUUAUGUAAUUCCAGCUUUGAUAAUGGCAGAUAAAUCCAAACGAUUAGAAACUUUUGUUUGAAAUUUUAAAUAAAUGGUUCUGUAAUUGAGGAGCUUUAGGACCAUGAUAUUCCAUAGAUUUUUCAAAGUAGAUAACAAGAAUAACAACAGUGUUUCCUGGUGAAAAAGAUCUCGUCAGUACAGCUGUAUUUAAAUUUGUUGUGACCAUCAACAGAGAAUAUUCAUAAGAGAAUCAGGAUUUUGUUUACCAAGAAAUGUGCGAGUUCCUCCUCAUUGUCCGAGUCCAGAUAAGCUAGGUUUAUAUGUUUUGUGUGUGUUUACAAACCUGGUGUUAUCGAUGCCUCAUUGCUGAUAGUUUUAAUGUCAACAUUUUUAACAGCACUUUUACAACAGCAAAGUUGGAUUUUAUUUGUUCUGAAAUUUUCUAAAUUGAAAUUCCCGUUUUAUUUUUUUUAUUUUUCCAAAUUAAAUUUGUUUGCAGUAACUCCAUGUUAAAAUGUCCAUUUUACAAAAGAUGCAUGUUUUAUUUAUAUCACACCAGUUCUAGAUUACUCGGUGACAGAUAGUUUCACGGUAUGUACGCUAUGUAUUUAAUGUUUUAAUUACCUGGCAUUUUACCAGAACGGUGCAGAAAAGGAUUGAAUUCUGGGGCGAUACAGAAUUGUCUUUAUUUAAUGUACAUAAUUUUGUUACUGCCAGUCCGUUAUAUUAUAUAUCCCCUCCUUGUAAUUUUAUAUUCAUUUUAAUAGAAAAAAAUAAUUUUAUUAUGAAAUUUUGUAUAUUAGCACAUGCAAGAUACAUUUGCGUAUAUAUUAUUUGCUAUGUAUAUGCUGAACACCACUAAGUCAAAUUUAAUCAUUAAAAUGUAUAUUGCCAUCACAUAGCUUGCAUCAACAUCACAUAAUUCUCUGUGUUACUUGUACAGUCGAGUAAGUUGUAAUUGAUUAUCACAUGACUUGUAUAAAAUUUUCCCUAGUUGGUCACAUGCCAUGUUAUACCUUAUCAUGUGAUUAAAGAGGAUGUUUGUGUAUCAAUAGCCUUCCUGUCAUGUGACUGCAAUGCAAUUCUUUACUUCCAUAAAUAAAUUUUCUUCAUUUUUCAAAUUUUAACAAGUUUUAAAUUUCCUCUCCUAUACAAAUGUACUGUACUCGGUUAAUACAAAAAUAUUGCAAUUUUUCAACCACAUGCUGAAUUGGCCUUCAAGCUGUUUAAAGUAAUUCGUGUUUUAUGUAAUGAACGUACAUCACUGCUUGAUUAUUGAAAGCACCGACAAACUUGCGUGUUUGUUAUAAGCUAACAGAACAUAAUUUUUGACUCAAAUAAAAUUGUAAACAAAUUGGUUGUUCCUGGAAUGUAUAACUAUAAUAUAUAGCUUGUUGAAAGACGUUCAUAUAGAUAUUUGCAGCAGAUUUGGAUUUACUACUUUGGAAACUGGUGUCAAUAGAGAUGCUAAGUAUAUGUAGAACAGGGGAGAGAUUUACGUUUCUUUCUUUGCUGUCAGAUGAUACUCAGCACUUCAGAGUUCUAAUAAAAGUUGAAAUGGA